Spodoptera exigua (beet armyworm) is the source of this 1598-nucleotide messenger RNA. Lineage: Eukaryota; Metazoa; Arthropoda; Insecta; Lepidoptera; Noctuidae. The record is from the annotation of a GenBank genome assembly.
UCAGAUUGCGAAAACAGUGAAACGAACGUUACCCGCGAAGACUUCUUGUUAAGAAGACUAAGUGCCAUUUGUAACAAGUUUACCACACGCAGUGAUAUUUAGUUAUACGUUAGUGAUAGUGCGUAUCGUGAUAUAGUCAUAUACAUACUUAAUUUAGGUGCUAACCGCUACCGGUAAUUUUAGUGCGAAAACGUUACCAAAAAGAUACGAAACUGGCUCCAUACAAGGAUAUAAUGAAUUCUACGAGCAUGAGCUCCACGGUGCCGACAAUCAAGUGCGAGGAUACAUCGCCAUCGCCUUCGGCGCCCGUGGGCACGGACGGCGACACCGCCAGCACCUACAACCUUAGCGUCAACGUCAAUCUCAGCGCUGCCAUGAUCAACAUGCUGACGGCUGAAACCGCUGGCCCCACUACCCUCAGAACCCCCGAAAUCGUCAACGAUGUCAUCACCAUGACCAACCCUUUGGACCAGUACAACUACGAGAAAAAUGCCAGUUUCAAGAGUGGCAGCGGAAAUGACUCCAACUCCUCCAUGUCAAACGGCUCGUCAGCUACUUCACCAGCUUCAAGCACUCCGCCGAGUAUACAAAAGACGUGUUCGGAACUAAUAAAGGCUGGUCUGAAGUUGUCGAUAGAGUCAAAACGGAAGAUGUCUGGGAGCGACACGGACGUUGGCAUGAAGCGGAUGAAGAAGGAGGAGAGUGAUGACGACUACGACAGUAGCCACACGCUUACCAACAAGUCUGAUGGGCUUACACCAGAGGACGAGGAGCGCAGGCGGCGUAGGAGAGAACGAAAUAAGAUAGCUGCAACAAAAUGUAGGAUGAAGAAACGUGAGAGGACGGUCAACCUGGUCACCGAAAGCGAGGUGCUGGAGAAUCAGAACAUAGACCUUAAGGCCCAACUUAAGGACUUAGAAGUUCAAAAGCGUCGGUUGAUGGACAUGUUGACGAUCCACGCAGCGUCGUGUGUGAAGUCAAACAAUUCCAACACGAGGCAGUCUCCAACAACGCCGUACAACAUGAUCGGCCCCUACGACUCACCGACAACAUUCCCAGUGUCGUUCGACGCGCACUCUCCCUACAUCCGACCAGAGUCGGCCAAUAUACUCACGUCCAGCUAUACAUGUGUCACCCCACUUAACGGGGACUCUUCUAUCGACACUAUAUCGUCCUUAGAUACCAUCUAUGUUGCACCUCAGCUGACAGACCCCGAAUACAAUCGACCCGACAGUGUUCUCAGUCUGCCACCAGCUUCGGAACGCAGUUACGUCACCACAGACGGCUACCUGCCCAAGUCUACGAAUCUUCUCGUCCCGAUCGACUCAGAACAGGAUUAUUAUGAUCCUGAGGCGAAUUAUAACCUGGGGAACCAGCAGUGCCACACAUACCCCAAUACGAUCCCCGAAGCGACAAGCAAACUCAAUAACGGCCUUAAUGAUGGAUGCCUCGUGUAGUUAGAUCAUCCACAUUAUCAGUAAUCAUUUUUUGUCGGGUCCAAAUUUAUUUUCGACAUGUAUACGUAUAAUUUAAGCAUUGGAGUUAUUAAAAUUCGAAAUAGAGUGUCACCGUUUAUAAUAAUUCCAUACGAUCUUCCA